Molecule: messenger RNA, 6672 nt
Organism: Etheostoma cragini (Arkansas darter)
Lineage: Eukaryota; Metazoa; Chordata; Actinopteri; Perciformes; Percidae
Gene: astn1
Product: astrotactin 1
Exons: 24
Coding region: 97-4056 (1319 amino acids)
Biological process (GO): neuron cell-cell adhesion; neuron migration
Molecular function (GO): protein binding
Source: RefSeq, a predicted model, not a curated record
CCUUCUCACUCUGCCUCUCUCUCAUCCGCCAGCUGAGGGACCGAAGCAGCCUGCGAGAGAAACCGCGAGGAGGGGAGAGGAAACGGAGCGACGGAGAUGGCGAGCAUCAACAUGGGGCUGAGACCGCUGCUGCUGCUGGGGCUCGCGUGCGUCUUCCUGGUCGUCCUAAUGCCUUAUGUCCAAUGCCUUAAUGGCGACGAGGACCAGAGCCAGGACACCGAGUGUAAGAUGAAGAGCGUAACCGUGUCGGCAUUGCCGUUUUUGAGGGAAAACGACCUAAACAUCAUGCACAGUCCGUCGGCCUCCGAGCCCAAGCUGCUGUUUUCCGUUCGAAACGAUUUUCCCGGAGACGUCGUGGUGGUGGACGACCUGGAAAACACCGAGCUCCCUUUUUUCGUCUUAGAGAUCUCCGGGAAUUCAGAGGACAUCCCUCUGGUGCGCUGGAAGCAGCAGUGGCUGGAGAAUGGCACUCUGCUCUUCCACAUCCACCACCAGGACGGCAGCAUGAACCCCCCGGAGCCGACCGAAGACCCGGCCAACGAUUCGGCGAAGGAGGAGCUCCGCAUCCUGCACAUCUCUGUCAUGGGCGGGAUGAUCGCCCUUCUGCUGUCUAUCCUGUGCUUGGUCCUGAUCCUCUACACCCGCAGGCGCUGGUGUAAACGCCGUCGCAUCCCUCAGCCCCAGAAGAGCGCCAGCGCCGAGGCGGCUAAUGAGAUCCACUACAUCCCCUCCGUGCUGAUGGGAGGCCAGGCCCGGGAGAGCUUGAGGAACUCUCGGGGUCAAGGGCCAAACUCCAGCGGUACCCUCAGCAUCCGGGAGACACCGAUUUUGGAUGGGUAUGAGUACGACAUAACAGACCUGCGUCACCAUCUGCAGCGGGAGUGUAUGAACGGUGGCGAGGAGUUUGCCAGCCAAGUCACCCGUACCCUGGACUCCCUCCAGGGCUGUAAUGACAAGAAUAAUAUGGACCUCACACCUGUGAGUGACAACACCAAGCUGGCCCUAAUGAACAAAUACAAGGACAACAUCAUUGCCACAAGUCCAAUCGACAGCAACCACCAGCAGAACACCCUGCUUCCACACAACACCUCCACCAGCCAACGCAAACGUCUCUCCAGCAACACCCGUGCGGGUUCAACUUUCUUGAACCCAGACGGGGACUCUGGAACGGAGGCAGACAGCGAGCCUCAGCUGGCCUUUUACACCGACCCAAACCGCAGUCGCCGCCGGAGUCGAGGUAUGAGAAAUGGUAACGCCAACAGCGCGUGGGGCUCAGGGGCAGCAGGUUCCCCCCGCAGCCCCAUCAAUAAGACCACCCUGACUCUGAUCAGUGUCAUCAGCUGCGUGAUUGGCCUGGUUUACUCCUCUCACCUGUCUUGCACCCUCGCUGUCCGGGUAAUCCUACAUGUGCCGGAGCACCUCAUUGCUGACGGAUCAAGGUAUAUUUUGCUGCAGGGGAGCCAAUUGGACGCCUCAGACUGGCUAAACCCAGCCCAGAUCUUGUUGUACUACCAGCAGAACGCCAGCGGGCCGUGGGUCAACGAGCUGUGUGGACGACGCCUCCUGGAUCCUUGUGAGCACCAGUGUGAUCCGGAAACAGGAGAAUGCCUUUGCCUCGACGGCUACAUGAAAGACCCGGUCCACAAGCACCUCUGCAUCCGCAGUGAGUGGGGGCCCAAUCAGGGUCCCUGGCCUUACACCAUAUUUCAGCGCGGUUUUGAUCUUGUGAUGGGAGAACAGCCCUCUGAUCGCAUUUUCAGAUUCACAUACACCUUAGGGGAAGGGAUGUGGCUGCCGCUGAGUAAAAGCUUUGUCAUCCCACCUGCCGAGCUCGCCAUCAACCCAUCAGCCAAGUGCAAGACGGACAUGACAGUUACAGAGGACGCGGUGGACAUACGAGAGAAAUUGAUGAUCAGUUCAUCUUUUGACUCGUUGGAGGUUCUCCUGGACUCAUUUGGGCCCGUCAGAGACUGCACCAAAGACAACGGAGGCUGUAGCCGCAACUUCCGCUGCAUAUCUGACCGAAAACUGGACUCCACUGGAUGUGUGUGCCCUCUGGGGUUGAGUCCUAUGAAGGAUGGGACUGGGUGCUACGACCACCACAUCGGCAUCGACUGUUCCGACGGUUUCAAUGGAGGAUGUGAGCAGCUGUGUCUCCAGCAGCUGGCGCCUCUAGAGGAUGACCCGACACUCUACAACAUCCAGAUGUUCUGUGGGUGCAUCGAGGACUACAAGCGCGGCCCAGAUGGGAGGUCAUGCCUGCCGCUGUCGGAGACCUGCACCGAGGGAAUAGACUGCGGGGAAGCAGUGGACAUCCCCGCUAACCAGACUGUGUUCGGAGACCUUUUCUAUGGAUACAACAACCACACCAAAGAGAGCACCACCGGACAGAUCCUCAAGGCCACAUUCAGGCAGAAGAACUUUGCCCGAGGCAUCGAGCAGCAGCUCCCAGAUGGCAUGGUGGUGGCAUCAGUGCCGAUGGAGGUCCAGUGCCACGAGGAGCUGUCCGACCCUGUUCCGGACCCAGAGUACCUCACAGGUAUGGUGAACUACAGCGAGGUGUCUGGCUACCCCCUUGUUCAGCACUGGAGUCUUCGUUCUGUGCAGUACCACGUCAAACUCAAUCAGUGGGUCCUCUCUCAAGCCUUUAGCUCGGCCAUUCAUUCUCUGGACGGGGCCACGCAGCGGAGCGACUUUGUCUCCAUCCUCAGGGAGUUUGGGAACCAUUAUGUGCAGGAGGCAGUGUACGGCUUCCAGGAGUCCUGUACCAUCUGGUACCCCAACAAACAGGUCCAGAGACAACUGUGGCUGGAGUACCAGGACAUCAGCAAAGGUAACUCGCCUUCGGAGGAGUCAGAGGAGCGUGACAAGGAGCCAAGGACGCUGACCUACCCUGCAUACAUUGCCAGCCUGCUGGACACAGGUGCCAAGCGCAUGGCUGCUGGUGUCCGUAUGGACUGCAACAGCCAAGGCCAGUGCCCGCGCUCCUGUCACCUCUGCCACAUGAGCCCAAGGGUGGUGCAAGGGCGGCAGCAGUCCGAGCCUGUUCUGCUGCAGAUCACCAAAGCUGCGCCCAUCUUUGAGCUGGUGUCUAACAAUGAGACCUACCAGGCUCUUCAUGAGGCGAUGAUGAGCAUGCUAUGGUGUUCAGGGAAAGGAGAUGUCAUCGAUGACUGGUGUCGGUGUGAUUCCAGCGCUUUUGGCACAGACGGACUGCCCACCUGUGCCCCACUUCCCCAACCUAUGCUGAAACUGUCUUACACCUACGAGCCCAGCAGCUCAUUGGUCAUCAUGGAGUGGAACCACACCGAGCCACCAAUCGGCGUGCGGAUUGUUGAUUACCUUAUUAGCCAGGAGAAGGUGACCGAGAGGACCGACCACUCCAAAGUUGAGACAGAAACACUUUUGAGCUUUGUGGAUGACAUCCUGUCUGGGGCCAGGUCGCCAUGUGUGAUGUUAGGGGACAUCCCCAACCUCCUGUCCUCCUCCAUCAGCAUGAUCAUUCGCUGCCUGGAGCCUGACACCACAUACAUGUUCCGGCUGUGGGCAGUAGACAACACAGGGCGCCGUUCUAGUCCAAGUGAAGUCACUAUUAAAACUCCGUGUCCAACUGUGGAUGAUGUCAAAGCACAAGAAAUUGCAGAUAAGAUCUAUAACCUUUUCAACGGUUACACCAGUGGGAAGGAGCAGCAGACAGCCUACAACACUCUAAUGGAUCUGGGCGCUCCGACCCUUCGCCGCGUGCUCUACCACUACAACCAGCGCUACGAGAGCUUCGGGGAAUUCACCUGGAGGUGUGAGGACGAGCUGGGACCCAGGAAGGCCAGCCUCAUCCUGUCCCAGCUAGAUGAACUCUCCCCGUGGUGUAAGGGUCUUCUGCAGGAGCCGAAGAUUGGCCUCCGCAGGAUGUCCCUUAAGUUCCUGUCCUGCCGUUACACUGACACCAAGGCCUUUGGGCUGAACUGGUCAGACAUGGGCCAGGACGUGCACAAGGCCUGUGACGAGCAGACGCUCACAGUCAUGUAUAAUGACUACGGCGAGCCCAAGGAGCUGUGAAAUGAUUAAAGGGUUGGAUGUGUACAGGAAUAUGGGAGAUUUGUCAAACCCAACAAAGAAACACAUAAAAUGCUGGUUUCAUGUUUGUUUCCAUAAGCUAUUUGCAUUCAUGGUGUCAUAAGCAAAUGCCUAACAUUAUUUAAAAUGCCUUAUACUCUAUUUAGCAUUACCAUAUUAUUGGUAAAUGUAUUCAAAUGUCAAAUUAGAGGAGUUGAUCUCUGAAGUCUAGAUACAUUUAGAUAGUCUAGAUAAUCAUCUAAUAAGCAAUACCUUUUUGAUCAAUAUCUCUUAGCUGUGCUUUGUUAGAGCUAUACUAAAGUCCAUUCCUCCCUUGUAAUGAAAAGUAAAAAUGAAGGCAAACUUGACACAUUCUGCAGAUGCUUCACAGCAAACACCUCCCUUGUUUGAUUACCUUCAACAACUCUCAGUUGUUCUUCUUCGAUGUGGCAUGAUGUGGUAUGAGUGGGAUGAUGACAUCUUAUGGACUAAAGCACAGGAAGCAAGUAAAGCUUUACUUUACUAAUCCCGGGGUUGGACGUUGGAUCCACAGCUCAUCCUGACCUCUUGUUGAAGUAUUCUUCUCUAUCUUGGGGAAGACACUGAACCCCAAACUUAUCCUGAUGGUUGGCCAGCACCUUACAUGGAAGCUCGCUGCCGUCGGCGUGUGAGUGAAUGAGAAGCUAAUUGUAAAGCUCUCUAGCUCAAGAUAAAAGCCCAAUAUAAAUGCAACUAUUCAGCUGUGUAGCAGCUGCAGGCACUCGACAAACAUGUUUACUUCGACACCAAGGCUUACUCUUUGCUAAAUUAAAGGUUCUGAAAUUUAAAUGUUUUUAAUGAAGUGUGAAAUAUUGCAAGGCAGGAAUGGACUGACAUGGAAGGCAUGGACAACUAAAACAGAUCCUUUUGCAACAGGCCUAGGCCAGGUUCUUUAAUUCUUCCUAUUAUUAUGAUUUGAAUGCACAUUGGCAAGAAAGAUACCAUCUCACAAUAAAAUGUAAUGCAACUGGGAAAAAAGACAGACCUAUAUUAUUCAAUGCACUUAUAUUUUAGAACAACAAAUAACUUAGAGGGACAAAACAAAAGGCCAUGCAUUUUAUUUUACUGUAUUUCUUUGUUGGACUCAACAAUCUUCUCUUUAAAUGUUGAUACGUAAAAUGAACUUGUUGUUUUACCCCUUUGUUGCAAACGUCUAGCAUCGUAAUAGUCUAAUCUAUAUGGGAAAGUGCCAUUUCAUUUGGCUUCUUUAUGUUCAGUCAGAUAUUUAAAAGAUCUGAUCUGGGAUAUAAAGGGUUACACAUGAGCUCAGUGGUCCCUGUUAAGAUCUAAACUUAGGCACAUCUUUAGAAAUUUUGGUGAAAAUUACGAAAGGCAACUCUUGAUUGUGACCCUUCAGGUUGCCGACAUCCAUCCUACAGACAGGAUCAGCCCUGUCUCCUAAAUCUUCCGUUCCUAUGCAACUAAAUGGCAUUCUUAAUUAUGUUUCAAGAUAAACUCAUUAGUCCCAGAUUAAGUUUGUUUUUGACGUUUUACAAAUAUGUUUUUGAUGAAAGUCUGCCUUCAAAGUUGAAGUAAGGAGGAGAUCUGGGUGGAUUGAUGGUCAAACGCAGGACUUUCACAGGAGACGCUGUCUCAUGUGAAACCAGUAGGCAACAUCAACUUAUUUUAACUUAUGAACGUAAUGGAAGUAACUUAACAAACAUACCUAUUUUAAAUCAAACCGUAAUUUAACCUUAGGCUGACCAGAUGAGAAUGGGUAAAAUGCGGGACGAGACAGACUCCCCCAAAGUGAUUUAUUUUUAUUCAGGAAUUCAACUCUCACGUAAACCCAAAAAUACAAAUAAAAAAUCAUUAAAAUCAUGAACUUGUGUCAUUAUGAAACAAAUAAAACAAACACAACGAAUUUGUUUUAACAUCAGCAACAUCCAAACCAAUCCCUCCCUUCUCGUGGCUGCCUGCACUUAACAUGAAGUUCAAAACUCCUCCCGCCUAAAGGAGGAUGAGACCAAAGUGUUGGUCUGUACAGUUGUGCUGUUGGUUAAACGUACUUUGCUGCUAGCAUGCAGCCUAAAGUCUAACUCAUCGGGUCCUGGGACGCCACCCUGAGCAUCCAUUUUAACAAUGAAUGAAUGAAAAAUAACAAUGCAUGUUAUCAAUGCAACCAAUGAGCAGCCAAUGGGAGCUGGACAAACGUCUGUGCUUGAGACUUUUCUCUGAUUUUCGGGACAAUUAGGGCAGGAUUCGGGACUACUGCUUGGAUUUCGGGACUGUCCCAAAGUUUUCGGAACGUCUGGUCACCCUAUCUUAUCCUCUCCCUAACCAAGUUUUAGAUUUUAGUUCGGUAGUUUUUUUUUUCAAUUCACAAUAUUAACCAUGUGUAUAAAAUUGUAACUGUUUCACGACAUGCGCCUGUUGUUGGUACGAGGAUCUGUUGUCUAAGAGAAACAUCUCGGAACGUAAAUGAGAAUGCAGAUAUAUUAUAUAUUGUAUUGGGAAAAAAUGUGUUGACUUCACUAGAUGGCGAUCUUGGUUUAAAGGAAAAAGUUCAAGGAAUGGCAAUUCACUGUGCUUUAAACCCUUUGUUGAACAGAGAGCGUCAUCUAGUGGGCUCCGAAAAUG